GGUCCUUCAGAAGGCGUUUUCAUCAGAGAAGCUUCAAUUGCCAAAGUAGCCAUUAGACGAAAGCAGUUUUCCUUUCCGUUUGCCUCAAACAUAUCUGUGGAAAAAUAUAAUUCUUUCAUUGAAAGCGAAGAGAUAAGCGAAUACAAGCUUAAUUAUAAAAAGGUCACUGUAUAUAUAGUUGAAAUGUGUUCGACUGAAUAUGAUACAGUUAUUGAUAUUAUUGGAAAAUACUUCAACGUCCUUUGUCCUAGCAUGUAUAGUAAUGCUCCAAUAAAAGUUUGUGAGCAGCCACGUAAGGGAUUUCUUUCCAAUUUACUUGAUCUAUCACUUCUUAUUGUAUUCUAA
Molecule: messenger RNA, 345 nt
Organism: Funneliformis geosporum
Lineage: Eukaryota; Fungi; Glomeromycota; Glomeromycetes; Glomerales; Glomeraceae
Source: the annotation of a GenBank genome assembly